Molecule: messenger RNA, 2777 nt
Organism: Seriola aureovittata
Lineage: Eukaryota; Metazoa; Chordata; Actinopteri; Carangiformes; Carangidae
Product: speriolin-like protein
Exons: 4
Coding region: 9-845 (278 amino acids)
Source: RefSeq, a predicted model, not a curated record
GCCCCAGAAUGGACCUGGAGCAAACUUUUGGUGCCUUGCUAUCAAAAAAUGAACUCCUCAGGCAGGAAAAUGAUCAGUUGAAAUCCAUGCUAAGUGUAGUCAAGGAAAACAUAGACCUGAGAGCCAGGAUGCACUGCUUCAACAAUGAUACUAUGGAGGAGUUACCAGUUUGCUCACCAUCAGGAAGAAAACCAUCCAGUCUGUGGCAAACCACCGUUGAUGAGACUCACUUUAGAAAAGACCUGCAACAACAAACCAAAUUCAAACAUGAACACCGAACCUCAUCCCCUGCCGACUUCAAGUCUUUCAUACAAACCUCGGUGCACAGGGACACAAGUGAGAAAGAAGAGUCUCAAAGCUGCCAGGCUGAUAUUCCUCUUGAGGUCAAACACAGGCUGCUGGGAGAGAUUGCCUACCAACUGGAUGGGAGGAUUCUGUCUCAUGUCUUCCAGGGACAUAAAAGGCUCUACGGUUUCACACUACUCAACAUACCAGACAAGAUCAUAGAGGUUAGCACACAUCCGCUGACAGGUCAGGUGGAUGAAGGCUAUCGGCUUCAUCUCACUCAGAGGUAUACUGACCUCAUGGAACGGUUGAAACAGCUCGGGUAUAAAAUAACACUUCACCCUGCUUUCACUGAAUUUACUGUCAACACUUAUGGGAUCCUGAAGGAGAGGCCUGUUGAAAAUAGCACUCAGGCAAUGGACUACAACAACCCAGUCUUUCUGAGGAACCUGAUAGUGACCACAGCACCCAGAAAACUUCAGAAGGACCUGCUGCUUGUGCUCACCUGUCUCUGCAACGUGGCCAAGAAGGAUAGAAAGCCUCUUCUUCUCUGGAAAUGACUGUAUUCAAAGGCAUAUCAACCAAAUUUGCAAGCUUGCACCAUCCACAACUUGGAAAUAAACACUGACUAAUGAUAUGACAAGAUAAAUUUCGUUUGUUUACUUUUUGCACACAGAAACACCUGCCAUUUUACAGAUGGAUAAACAGAUGGUUGAAGGGAGCAAAAGAAGAAGAGUGAACUUUCAGCUCUCUUCAUCAUCCCAACCAAUCCCUAUUGCUGCUUUGUUGAUUUGGAAUUAAUUUGGUGUAAAUAACAAUGAACUUCUUUACUUUAAUAUACACACAUAUCCAAGUCAUGUAGUUACUUAGCCUUAAUAAGUUUGGUUUUGUUUGCAUAUAUUAUAUUAAUGAACUCAAUUUUAUCUGUUGUUCUUAUAUGUACCCAUAAACUCAAAUAUUCAUUUGAUGAUAUACUUAAGUCAUGCUUAGUAUUAUGCUCAAUUGAUGUGUUCAGCAAGUUAUGCUCAGUAAAUAUGUACUCUUUCACCAUACAUACUUUUUUCCAUAUUUUACAUGUAUUGUUUAUUGCUCAUCUUACAAGCUAAGUGUUAUAUUUUUAUACUCUAUUCUGUCAUGUAAUACUUUGAAAAGUAGGCCUUUUGUUAGUCUUGAUGUUUAAGUUGUUAUGUGCCAGAUAGCUGAGGCCUCAUUUUGUUUUAUUGGGUUCAUUUCUUUGGCACACCACCUUUGUCCCUUCCUCCCCCACACUGGACUUCCUUGUUGAGACCUUCAGGUUACAAUAAACUACCUUCAAGUACUCAUUGACUCAGUUUUAAUUCUUGAUUUGUCAUGUUACGGUUCCUGUCACCCCUAGCUCCAACUAAGGGACGUAACAAAGUAAAAAGGGGAAAUGUAUUUUGCUCAAGUUCUCUUGCAGUAAGCAGAUGUUGCGCAACAAGAUGCGCUUAGGGCCUCUUGUCUCUUUCAGUGUGUGGAUGUUGUAUAACCAGGUGCCCCCUAGCAGUUGUAGGUGCAACACGUUGACAGUGAUUUGUGCCUUUCCUCAUGGCAGUAUUUAAUGUAUUAUCCCAAAUAUGUACAUGGACGUGUAAACUGUGUUUCACCCUAAAAACAGAACUUUUGUCUAUAUAUGUACAUGUUUGUGAACAACAGGAUGAGUUAGUUCCUCUAUUUAAUGUAUAUAAGGGAGGCAAAAUGUAAGGCAUGAAGCUUCUUUUCCAUUUUCCUGAUGACUCUCAGCUUUUUCUUUUUUAUUUAUUUAUUUUUUUAAAUUUGAUUUUUAGACACUCAGUUUCAUCCAGAGACUAAUUUUCGUUAACCCAAAAUAAAGGGCUUAAACUUUUUUUUUUUUUUUUUUUUAAGACACCACAUUGUACACCAACCUGCUUGAAGGUAAGCCCCCUCCACAUGAUGGCUAGAGGUUAACUUCAAAUAGGGCUGAGAUAGAUGCUGGGAGCCCAAAGCAUUCUUUAAGGUUUCGUUAAGAACAGGCUGGUGUAUGCAAGGAACUGUCAAGAGUUCAUUUAUAUUAAGCUGACCAACUAUCGCGCUGUUCCUGGCAGUGAGGCCUUUCCCUGGCAUAUUUAGAAAAGAGGUACAGGAGGGAGGUCUCAUCCAUUUGGUUAAGUGUCUACCUGAGGUUCAUUCAAGGGAGUGAGAGUUAACCGCGUUUACCUCCAGCGCUGCUUACACAAAGGUUUGUUCACCUUUGGGAUCGGGCUUGCGGUGCCAUCAAGGCCUGGCAAUCCCGGUACUCCUGGUGUGGAAAGACACCCUGAGCUCUGGCUCCCCAUAAAAAGAGUCUCAUUUAGGGCAGUGGAAGUCCCCCUCAAAAGGGAGCGAAGGGUAUAAGGGGCGUUAUCAAAUUAAUUUGCCAUUCAUCAAACCACAAAUAAAUUCACUGUUACACAUUUGCUUAUUCAUGUACACUUUGGAAAUAUGCAUGGUGAAAUUAAACAGCCAUAAAGACA